AUGAGCAAACCGCAGAUUCAAGACAGUGCCCCAGGUCCUCUGAGAGCAGCUUCUGAGCAUUACUCAGCAGUACGACCAUUUGGAGGAUCUGACAUUACUAGAUUUAAAGUUUUGAAGGGCAGCUCAGUAGAAUGUAAGAAGCAGCCUCCUCCUUCAGAAAAGGGAUGUGCUUUUGUGCUGUCGCAACCGUGCGGCUCUCCUCCGCGGCUCUGCGUGGGUCCAGAGUCUCACCUCUGCUCCUGCAAGCGGGGGUGGGGGCGGGAAAACAGGAAGCAACUUCUCCCUCCCACGUCCGCCUCCCGCCAGCUUGAAGUCUCCUUCUGCCUGCCGCCGGGGACCGCAGCCCCUGGCUCCCAACGGAGUCUGCCCGCCCUCCUUGGCUCUGAACUUCCCCUUUCCCAGGCGGAUUUGGUGAAUCCUUCCAUGCCGGGUCACCUCACGCGGAACUGGAGAGCGGAGAGAAAGCCAGGGGCUCCGAUCCUGGCCCGGGCACCCCGGCUGCUCUGCGGGGGACCCGAGCGCACAAAGCCACAGAGGUCGGCGGCAGAGCCUCCCAGCGCCAGGCUCCCAGUGCCAGGCUCCCAGCUGCCCGGACUGCGGGGCGACGCCGCAUGCUCCGACUGCUCUCCCGCGCUGCGAGGGUUGCCUUGCACCUUCUGA
Rhinolophus ferrumequinum (greater horseshoe bat) is the source of this 660-nucleotide messenger RNA. RefSeq lists its product as uncharacterized. Bases 1 to 660 code for a protein of 219 amino acids. The transcript is spliced from 4 exons. The record is from RefSeq and is a predicted model, not a curated record. NCBI's taxonomy places the organism in Eukaryota, Metazoa, Chordata, Mammalia, Chiroptera, Rhinolophidae.